CAAGCGGCACGUCCUUUAACUAUCUCCUAUCUCGACUCAGUCAGCACUUCUCUCAACGCAAGCUACUGCUCUGAACGCAGGCUGAACUCUUUCUCCACUGCCAUACACGAGCCUGCAACAAUAUUAUCAGCAUGACGACCGUCAACAUCGACCCGGAUGGCGAUUUGAUUAUCAAGAUCGGCUGGAAGAAGCUGCGAGUCUCUUCUCAUGUUCUUUGUCUCGCCUCACCCGUCUUCAAAGUCAUGCUGCGCUCAAACUUCAUUGAAGGCGUAACCGCCGAAAAUAGUGCUAGCAACCCGAAACGCAUCACUCUCCCAGACGACGACCAGGCCGCUUUCAAGACACUCUGUCACGUACUUCAUUUUCAACUUGAUUCAGUUCCGCAGAGACUCGAUAUCGACUCCUUGCAAGAGCUAGCCACAUUGUGCGACAAGUAUCAAGUCAUUACUCCCAUGCUCAACUGCGCCACUCUUUGGGUCUGCGAGCUCGCUUCGGACAGCGAUAUUGAAACAAUGGUUCGACUCCUUAUUAUCGCCAUCGACUUCGACCUUCCGGACGCCUUUAACAAGGUCUCGCGCAGCCUGCUACGAACCCAUUGUGGUGAUGUUGAAUCUUUGCAGGAUUACCUGGCCCAAUACGCGCCCACCGAUGCCACUGUUCUCGAUGCCUUCAAAGAUGCUUGCAAGCGACUUGUCUCAGAAAUCCGAGGUGUCAUUUUCAACCAAAUCUCAGAUCUAGCCCGUGGAUCAUGUAAGAUUUGCCAGCGGCAAGCUGGUUUCGUCUUGCGAUUCGUUCAAGAGAGGCCCGUCCUCCCUGGCGGUUAUCUGUCGCCUUGGGACUUCAAUCUUGCUGUGGAUGAGUUAGAGGGAAUGGACCGGUUGGAGCUUUGUCAUGACCUAGACUGUGAUUGUAAAGCGGAAGGAGAAGCCAUGGGAUUUGUGCAUCGUUUGAAGAUGCAGAUGAAGAGAACUUUGAAGACUCACGGUCUCUGCCUCGAUUGUGUCAAAAGACCCAAGACAACGCAGACGAAGGAUUCUGAACGCACUUGCCGAGUUCGAAACUGCCUCCAUUUCACGACAUUAAGCCUGUGGAAAUGAAGACCCCAGAUUCCACUUUCUCUUCUAAGAAACGUGGAUGAGCAAUACCCGUAUGGACUUGAAGGUCAGAG
Exophiala mesophila is the source of this 1168-nucleotide messenger RNA. RefSeq lists its product as uncharacterized. The record is from RefSeq and is a predicted model, not a curated record. NCBI's taxonomy places the organism in Eukaryota, Fungi, Ascomycota, Eurotiomycetes, Chaetothyriales, Herpotrichiellaceae. The coding region runs from base 132 to 1097 and encodes 321 amino acids. The transcript has 2 exons. Gene Ontology annotation, molecular function: protein binding.